Messenger RNA from Nothobranchius furzeri (turquoise killifish), 7886 nucleotides. Lineage: Eukaryota; Metazoa; Chordata; Actinopteri; Cyprinodontiformes; Nothobranchiidae. The record is from RefSeq and is a predicted model, not a curated record.
UCCAAGGGAAGAGAGAACAUCUGUUUGCAUAUAUUUAAUAAACUUUUGUAAUUAAGUAUAAGUUUGAGAACAAUCACAAAAGUAAUAUUUCUCUGUUUUGUUUUUUACUCCAUAUUUGAUAUAAAAUAAAUAGUUUUGUGCUUUUUCACUUCAAUCUCUUGUGAGGCAAAUCAAUUGUAUUAAUUUUUGUUGUUUAUUUCAUAAAUGAAUAAUUUGUUGAUUAAUACAAAAUGACUCCAUCCUCUCUCAUCAGCACAUGUCAAACAGUAUAGGUUCACUCUUGAUCACGUGAUCACAGCACAUAACACAGUGUGUGUGUGUUUCCCUGUCAGGGCCUUAAGAACAUAGAAGGACUGAUGGAGUUCACAGCCUGCAGGUUUCUCUGAUGCGUCUGUGCGCACGAACCCGGAUGCACUUUUUCCUCACAUCAUUUCAGUUUUAAACUUUUUUUUUUGUAAAAACACAGUUUACCAGAAAUGGAAGAGUGCUCAGAGGAGCGUAAGAUAUCCGUGUGGGUGUGCCGGGAGGAGAAGCUGGUCCUCGGCUUGUCCAAACACACCACCUGCGCUGAUGUGGUCAAAGUUCUUCUGGAGGAGCAGCAGAGCUCUCGGCGCGGCCUCAGGGCGCAGGCUUACUGCAUUGUGGAGAAAUACGGGGGGUUCGAGAGGAUUUUGCCCAACAAAACAAAGAUCUUGAGGCUGUGGAUGGCGUGGGGAGAAGAGCAGAAAAACGUGAAGUUCGUGCUGGUGAAAAGCGACGCGUCUUUGGAUAACCACGCCGCCCGGAGCGCAGAGGCGCGCGUGGUCCACAGCAAACAGAGCUCCUGCGUGGCCAAAGGGACAUCACGAGCCAUCAUGAGCUGCAUCUCGCCGGAGAAGCAGCGGCGGAUAGUCAGGAAAGCUUUCAGAAAGUUGGAGAAGAUCAACAAGAAGAGGACGCGAGCGGCGCACAGAGACGCGUCCUGCGCGGCGGAGAGGAUGGAGACGCUUGUUCACGUUGUGAUUUCUCAGGACCACACGAUCCGACAGCAGAUCCAGAGGAUAUCAGAGCUGGACACGGAGAUAGAAAGCCGUGAAGCAAAGGUGCAUUUUGACAGAAUCAAAAGGCAUGGAGUUAAUUAUGUGCAGAACACGUAUCUGGAGGCUCCGGGGGUCUCAAACCAAGAGGGAGGCGAGAAGCCUCCAAGUGAAACUCUAGCCAAGUUUGAGGUGUUUGUCCAGCGGUGUGAGGAGGUGCUUAGGCUACAAGAGGAGCUCUGGGAGCAGGAGGCUCUCAUAGAAACGAUCACAGCUCACAUCCAGGAGGAGCUGAACCAGCGCUGGAUGUGGAGGAGGAAAGAGGAGCUGAUGAGGAAGCACCCAGAGCCCAGAGGAGGCUCCCCAUCUCGCUCCUGCUCUGACGCCGAGCCAACACCACCACACGAGCUGUUCCUGGAGGAGGAGAGGAUCAAAACGCAACUGGAUGCAAGUUUAUACAUUGGUCUGCGACUGAACGCGGAUUUAGAAGCUAUUAGGAGCGAUUUGGAGCUGUCCCAGCAGAUUUGCGCCGCGCGGGAGAGGGAAAUGAGGGAUUUGCUGGAGAAAGUGAGCAGUUUGGAGAUGGAGGAGGGGACAGGCGGCGAGGAGGAGCUCAGAAACGGGACAGAAGAUAAGACCACGACUGACACUUUGGAGGGGAAAAGGGUCUGGGUGGAGAAAGCCAGAUGUCUGUCUAAAGCUCCGAGUGUGAACGACGACGACUCAGACACUGGUCUAAGUUCUCUGCACAGUCAGGAUUCAGACGGCCUCCCAGUUUGGGAAUCACUGGUUUAGGAUUGACUGACUGGUCAGCUCAUCCACAAAAACCAAAAGCCUCAGGGAUCAUCAUCAUGGUGCACAAACAAAAACAUCACCCAAGACAAGUGAACACUUCUGACUAACCUGCUUUGAAGUCAAACGCAUUUAAAAGGUAGUUCUUGUAAUUCUUGUUAGUCUAACAAAGAAAACUUUUGUUGCAACAUGAAAAUAAAUGUUUUUUUAAUAAUUAAAAUACUUCAAUUUCUUUUUCUUUAAGAGAAAUUACAUCUGCAGGCUACAAAAUGGGGGUGGUGGACAUAAUAAAAUCACAGUUUCCACAGUUUCUGCCGUAAUUCACAACUUUUGGACACUAGGGUGAAACUCACACACAAUGCAAAGAGCAGAUUUUUACCAGGCAGGCAUUUAUUGCCCCUCUAAAGACAAUUGGGAAUAAGGUUUGUCUUCUGUGACUCAUUACAUCAUAAUAACGCGCAGGAGUCAAAACAAUUCAAAAAGCCUAAAGAGGAAGUCUCCACAUCCAGAAGUACUGAUGUUUUCCAUAAAUAACGUUCUUAUCAGCUUUUGCAGCUGCGCCUGAAGAAAAUCACAGCUGAACUUAAACACAAUCGAAUCUUCAGAAAAUUACUAAAUAAUUGCCCAAUUUAUUUGCAAACUUCCUAAAAUCAAGAGACUCGACAUAAAUGAAGCAAUGUUACCACAUAAAAAUGUCUUUAAUUAAAAACUAAGGAUUUUGCAGCACUGGUGCGUCCUUCAUGGAAAAAUGUGUAAUACUUUAGGUACCUCUGCAUGUUUUAGUGCCAGAGGUUUGAGGAAAACAAAGUACUAGUAAUAAAAUAUAUGCAGCAAAAUGCACGUGCAUAUAUAACCAGGAGGACAUGAGAACAUGCAAUUCAAUUGCCUUCAUUUUACAAGGCAAUCCAAACUGAACUUGAUCCUUGAGAGGAUUGAAGUGAUUACGGACCUGUUUUUAAUCACUGGAAUCCUUACAAAGACAUUCAAGUUCACAGAUGAGCUUUCAAGUCUUUAAGAGGGGAAACCACUUAUGUAAAGAAAUUGUGUGUGUGUGUGUGUGUGUGUGUGUGUGUGUGUGUGUGUGUGUGUGUGUGCGUGCGUGCGUGCGUGCGUGCGUGUGUGUGUCCAGUCUUGUUUAUAGGACACAUUUGGGACAUAUUGAUCUAAGGUUGUGGGGACCAGUAAUUUCACAGAGACCAAAACUCCAAUCAGGUUGUUAAUAGUUUUAGAACCUCUGGUUAAAAAUAGAAGUAAAAUGUGGUUUGAGGUUAGUUUCAUGUUAGAAAUGAACUGAUGAGAGAUAAGGACCAGGUUAAUUAUGUAUAGCUGGAAGUUGCAGUGUCCUGCAUGAUUGUGGGUGGGGGUGCAUGGAAGGGGUCACAGAAUUAUAGGUCAACUGUGCUCACGUUCAAUUCAAUUCAAUUCAAUUAAUCCCAGAGGGAAAUUAGAGUUUCAGUACACACAAUUCUGAGAUCAGACAUACAUACAUCGGCAUAGACACAUGACAAGAAUUGGUGACUGUGGUCAUUCGCAACCCGAGUCGCGCUACCUUAGUAGAGAUCAGAGGGGUUUACAUGAGGAUUGAGUCAGGUGGAGGGAAAAAAAGGCACUUCAGAGUUAAGCUUGGUUUAUGCUUGACACAUUCACUUUCCGCGCGGUGAUGCGGCUCGCGGCUGGAACGUGCUUCACAACUCGCAGCGUUUAUGGUUUGUGCGGCUCGUCUCUGCGGUGAGCCAAUAUUCUCCCAAACUGAACGGGGCAGCAUGGAGCUCUACAGCAUGCAUCCAACACUACACCAUAGUAGAAGUAGAAAUUACUGUUUACAACACGGCAUUUCAGCAUUUUUAACAGCGUUCUCGUCUUUUCCGACAGUGCGAGCUAUUUCUCCCCAAGAAUUAUUUACAACAUGUUGAUCACUGUGAUCUCUGAGAGCUGAAUCAUACAAAUGUCUGUAUUUACGAACCUCUGCCAUACUAGUUCUUGCCGGUCCGCCAUGUUUUUCCGCGUCCGUCCGUCCGCGUGGUUAGAAAUUUUCCGAGGUGCGCGUUGCGGAAAUUCUGGGCCGUGCGGAGGCGCGGUGGAGGGGCGUGGUUGUUAAAAUGACGCAAAAUGACGCUACUUUUCCGCGCGGAGCCGUGCGGACCUCGCGGACGCGUCAAGCAUAAACCAACCUUUACCCUCCACAGGGAGGGCAGCUUUGCUAUGCAAAAAAAAACACCUCAGACAGAAAUGCAACAGACUUCAGACACUACACAACAUCUCCACACAUCAGUGCAUGCAGCCGCGAUAAGCAGCACUCGUCACCUCCGUUUGGACGGGGGAGGAGGUCAUUGGGUUUAGAGAGCACAGUGACUCCUGGAACGAUUCAGCGGCCUUCACAGCUCACAGUCCCGCCCAGGCUGGGAUAGGGAGACAGAGUUGCCAUGGCGACGGCAGCAUUCCACAUUUCUUCUGAGGGGGAGUUAUCACUUCAGCCUCACAGGCUCAAGGGCACCAGAUUCAGAUAAGAACUUGUUUUGGGGCCAGACAGAGAUAAUUUCCUCUCUGUCUUAAAGUUCCGUUGGUCCUCAACCCCUCUCAAUCCAAUAAUGGCGUAAAUUAAUCUAUCCCAAUCCGUGCUGAUCCGUCAACUUUUUCCUUGAUCGAAUCCACCUUCUGUGCCUGAGUCUGAAUCUCAGCCAAAGUUCCAAGCUUACGACUCAUCUCGACAAUUAUAUGAGUUUGUGCAUUCACAGCGCGGUGUAAUCCAUCCCUGAGCUCCGGGAUUGAGCCAAUAUUCCUCGACAGCUCAUUGAUUUUCUGGUAAGCCAGGUCAGGCCAAAAAGCAAGAAACCUGACACCAACACCACAAAUAUCCAUAUGUCUUCAGAAUCCUCUACAGACAGUUGAGAGAGGCAAAUCAGGUUCCACUGUUUCCAGGAGUCCAUGAUAUGCCCAAAUGGCUCUGUCCCAGAGGGGCAUCCGGGAGCCCCUUCUCCCGUUCUCAUUGUUGAAAAAAUGUUGUCAAUCGCGUUGAGAGACCAACUGACCAGGUCCAUUUUUAAUAAUUUCCUGUGUUUACAGAAAAAAUGCAGAAGCGCCGUACACCCAAAGACAGACAAAGAGCCUUGGGAUGAGAUAGGGAGGAGAGGAGGAAAAAAAGUGUCUGUACUCUCCAAGAGCGGGAAGAAGACUGUAAUACCUUGGCAGUGGUCUUUAAUAGGCAUGAAUGCCUUGUAACUGUAAACCCAAACAAGUUCACUGAACUCAAAAUUUAUGAGGAAACUGAUUACAUAAUAAUUUUUAGGUUAACUAAAAACUAUAAGUUCACCAUUACUUAAAAAUAUGACCCGAAUAAAAUCAAAAAGCUCUGGAUUGCCUGUUUGAGGAUCUAGAAGUUAGCUGGAGGAGAACGUGGCAAAACACGGCAGAAUUUGGAGUCUUGUUUCAUGAUACUCAGACAUCUCGCCUCUGAUUGGCUAAUAGCAUCAUGACUCUUCCACUACCUCUGUUUGCAACAUGGAUGUUUUAUCUCCACAAAUAACACAAGCCUGAAGGAAUUCUGCUGUGUGGUGGAGUUGCUAAUGCUAAUAGUUAGCUUAUACUAAUGAGCCGGCAGCCGUCUGCGAAACUGUAGCGUCAACAACAGGUAACAAAACCGUUUCUGUGUUUUAAAAAAGAACGACAACAUGGAAUUAGAAAUAACGCACAGCAAGAACACACCUAAGAUGUUAGCUUCUACUAGCUGAGACCAUCUCUGCUGUUUCCUGGACGCUAAACCAACAACAGCCUUCUCCGUCGUGAGUCAAGAUGGGUGAAUCCAUGAAUGUUAAGUGACGGUGUGACGUAGAUCUGUCAGGAUUUUCUAAUCCUAGAGUUUCACUGACUCAGACAUUAAUGCAGGAGGUAGGUGUAGGAGACUAUUUUCAUGUUCAGCCUGCAUGAAAAACUCAGAGUGACCCACUAUAUUCAGAAAUAAUCAUUAAAAAAAUGUUUUUUCAUUAAAGUUGACCUUUAUGUUUAAAGCUGCUUUAGUGAAUCUGCAAACAAGCUAGGUUUAGAACUCAAACACGGUGACAGAACACUCCCAUCUCCCCUCUGGUAUCUUCCCUGAAACACUUCUGUCGGAACUGGAAACCCACUUUGCCAGAGGAAACAAGAUAGCGCUAAACAUCAGUCCCCCGUUUUCUAGGUCCAAACAUAUUUUGUUGCCUGUGACUUCAAACGUUUUUUUUUUCCUUUUGGGACUCUGGUAGUUUGUCCUAAAGGUAGCAGCCAACUGUUUCUCCUUCUCUGAUAUUGUUGAGCAGCGAGUACAUGAAUGGAGGACGUAGGGAAGUGAGACGGUUCAGCAAGACCAACAAACGGAUUGUCCAAUAGUUGCGUUUGGUCCGAAACGUGUUAUUGGUGAAGGUUUUUAGACAAAUGCAAUAAGAACCAGUUUAUUUAUUUUUUGUUAUUUUUUCAAAUCUCCAUCUCCAUCUAUAGCUAUACUAGGUUUGAAUGUUAAGAAGCAUGUAAAAAUGUUUUAAGCAAAUUAGUUUUCCAAAUUUGCCAUUGCAGCUUUAAAUUAAUAUGCUGAUAAAUAUAAGCACAAUGCAUUUGUGAAUUUGGGUCGAUAGAAGCUUUUAAAAAUUGGUUAGAAAAAAAAGAUAUAACAGGAUAAAACACACAGCAGGUACACAAAACUGAUAUCUAUUGAGUUUCCACCCUUGAUGAACCCACCCACGUGUACCUGUAUACACACAGGUAUACAUUACUUCCUGUGUCCCUAGAGUUCUCUGCUUAACGAACUACUGAGGAAGGCUAAACCGCAGGGAAGAUGCUUUCUCAGCAUAUACAGUAUCUGAGUCGGACUUAAAAAGGUUAUUUAACUGUAAACUUUUAUGAAAAUCGUGAUAUAAGAAUAUUUAUUCCCGUACACUGCCACACACACACACACACACACACACACACACACACACACACACACACACACACACACACACACACACACACACACACACACACACACACACACACACACACACACACACACACACACACACACACACACACACCAAACCUGCCUUUUGUUAUCCACAUUCAGGGCAACAUCAGUGUCAGACAAGCAGUGGUGCUGCAUUACGUGCUGAAAGAAUAACAGCUUCUUGUCUCCUGACAACAGCAGCCGUCUCCUCUGCGCUGGAGUCUCUUUUCACUGUGCUCCUCUGAGGGACAUAAAUUGAUCUGACCUGAUAGCAACAUCAUGUCAUCUCAUGAACAGGAACGUGGUGUUGCACGCAGCAUUCUAAGAUGACAACAAGCGCAUGACACAGAUCUUUUUUCAGGGGCCAAGUCUGUGGAGAGUUUUGAUUAUGUGGAGUUUCCCCAGAGCUCUGAAGCUCUUUGAGACAAAGAAAAAAAAAUUCAAGAAUCUGAAGUAUUCUCCUCUUUCUAAAUAUGCCAGAUCGAACACAGAAAAAGGAAUGUUGGCCAGAAACUGGAAUAUUGUUCUCAGUAGUGCGUGUUGAGAAGUCAUCAAAAAUAUAUAUACUUUAAAGGUGCAGUAUGAAAGAAUACAGUGGGGCAAAAAAGUAUUUAGUCAGCCACCGAUUGUGCAAGUUCUUCCACUUAAAAUGAUGACAGAUGUCAGUAAUUUACAGUACAUCAUAGGUACACUUCAACUGUGAGAGACAGAAUGUGAAAAAAAAAUCCAUGAAUUCACAUGGCAGGAUUUUUAAAAAUUUAUUUGUAAAUCAAGGUGGAAAAAUAAGUAUUUGUUCACUUCAAACAAGGAAAAUCUCUGGCUCUCACAGACCUGUAACGUCUUCUUUAAGAAGCUUUUCUGUCCUCCACUCGUUACCUGUAUUAAUGGCACCUGUUUGAACUCAUUAUCUGUAUAAAAGACACCUGUCCACAGCCUCAAACAGCCAGACUCCAAACUCCACUAUGGCCAAGACCAAAGAGCUUUCGAAGGAUACCAGGAAAAGAAUUGUAGACCUGCACCAGACUGGGAAGAGUGAAUCUACAAUAGGCAAGCAGCUUGGUGUGAAAAAAUCAACUGUGGGAGCAAUGAUCAGAAAAUGGAAGACAUACAAGACCACUGAUAAUCUCCCU